AUGCCCAUUAUUGAUUUCGAGAUAUGGAAACUCUGGCUUUUUAGGAGCAUAAAAGCUAUAGUUAUAAUUUUCCUCGUUGGAUUUUCUAUUGUAUUACCGGUAGAUUCAAUUGUUCAGGCAGCUGAAUCUUCUAAUACUGCCCUAAACACAUUUAUCGUUGUAGGUGCGCUGGUUGCAUUUGGAUUGGUAAGUAUAAUAAUUAUUGUUGGAAGAAUUAUAUUUUGCAGAAGUUGUAUUCAAGAUAUUCCGCGUCGAUAUCUACCAAUUACACCAAAUGAUCUGCCGCAUCGCGGUAGUAGAAAGAUGAUUAUGGAAAAUAUGGAAAAAUCUAAGGAAUUAAGCAUACUUUUUAAAAAGCCAAAGGAACCCGUAAUACAUGCUGGAUUGGAACCACCUUCACGUUGUGAUGAUCCACGUUAUGAAAAGUUAUUUCCCGAUUACCUAAACUAUCGAUCCUGUAUCAAAAGUUUAUCAGAUAGGUUGAAAUAUCAAGGUAUUUUCUUAAACAAUAUGAAUAUCGAUAUGAAAUUAGGUGAGACUUUUGCGGAUGUGGUUAGUAAUCAAUUUACCAGAAAUACUCGAAACAAAACUCAAAUUGACAAUUCCAAAAAGUUUAUUGAUUUGUAUGAAACGAUUAGAUAUUCGGGUAGAGAAGUUACAAGACAACAGUUUAUUGAUUUCGUAUCGUUAGCUAUCUAUUUUGUGGAAGUUUCAUUGACUAGAGAUGAUAGAUCACCAGCUUUAGGCGAGUUGAAUACUGGAUCUCAACUUCAAUUCAAUUUUGACAAUGGAACUUGGGAAAACGAUGUGUCCAAUUAUUCAUUUCCGAACGAUGCUUAUUCUAACGGUGCGGAUUACUACUAUCCUGAAAGCAUAAAUUAUUUGAAGAGAACUAAUUCUACAAGUACUGUAGCUAGAAAAGUACCUUCAUUUGUUCCUACCAACCCAGAGGAAGAACAUAAAAUGGCUCUAGACCCACAAGACCCGGUAUCGCAUAAACCUAGCAUGCAUACAUUAGCCGACAGCUUUAAGUAUGUAACUCAUAGAUAA
Messenger RNA from Zygosaccharomyces rouxii, 1050 nucleotides. It is a transcript of the gene DLT1, whose product is annotated as Dlt1p. NCBI's taxonomy places the organism in Eukaryota, Fungi, Ascomycota, Saccharomycetes, Saccharomycetales, Saccharomycetaceae. The transcript has a single exon. The coding region runs from base 1 to 1050 and encodes 349 amino acids. The record is from RefSeq and is a predicted model, not a curated record.